This is a messenger RNA of Pochonia chlamydosporia 170, 3537 nucleotides long. RefSeq names its product RNA polymerase-associated protein CTR9. The coding region runs from base 1 to 3537 and encodes 1178 amino acids. The record is from RefSeq and is a predicted model, not a curated record. Lineage: Eukaryota; Fungi; Ascomycota; Sordariomycetes; Hypocreales; Clavicipitaceae. The transcript is spliced from 2 exons. Gene Ontology annotation, molecular function: RNA polymerase II complex binding. Gene Ontology annotation, biological process: regulation of DNA-templated transcription. Gene Ontology annotation, cellular component: Cdc73/Paf1 complex.
AUGGCGACCGUUGCCAAUGGAACGACAAAUGGUGUGACCAACGGCGAUCGACCAGCCGGCCCGGUCAGUACUCGAUUCUCAGACAUCCCGUCCGCCAUUGAUAUUCCCGUGCAAGGAGACCAAGAAGAUGAAGCCGUCGAAAUCGAUCUCGAAGACCUCUUGGAUGACCCUACCGAGCUUUGCACUCUUUUCGAGAACGAGCGAGCCGCGAAAACGUAUUGGAUGACUGUUGCGCUGGCGUAUGCGAAACAGAAAAAGAUUGACCAUGCCAUCGAAAUGCUCAUCCGAGGCAGCGGCUCCAUCCAGAGCAACAGCAGCAACCCGCGCGAUAAAGUCAGCAUGAUUUGCUGCUUGUGCUGGAUGUACCUAUGGAAGAGUCGUGAAGCACCGCGUGUUGCGCCAGAUGGCGUACGAGUCUCCGAGGCCAAGACGAAAGAAUAUUACCUCCAGCUGGCUACCUCGUCGUUGAACGACGCAGCCCGGCUGAACCCAUCGUUUCCGCCUAUUUUUCUUGCCCGUGGUGUUCUGUUACUGUUGCGCGCAUCACUUCAGGCCCCUUCCAAGACGGCAGGAGGAAUAGGCUCUGAGAAGAACGAACUGCUUAAGACGGCAGUCAAGUCUUUUGACGAUGCGCUCCGAGUCUCGCAAGGCAAAAAUAUGCUGGCCCUUAUGGGCAAGGCAAGAGCAUACUUCUCCAUGCACAAGUAUCCAGAUGCUUUGGCGACAUAUCAGGAUGUUUUGCAAAAGAUGCCCGAUCUGGUUGACCCUGAUCCACGAAUUGGCAUUGGGUGUUGCUUUUGGCAACUGGGAUUCAAGGAGGAUGCCAAGGUGGCAUGGGAACGAAGUAUGGAGAUCAACCCCGAAUCGAAAAUUGCCAACAUCUUACUCGGCCUCUUCUAUCUCGACGCCAGCGGUCAUGUUCCGGUCAACAGCGACGAAUUCUUGAAACUCUACAGGCGAGCCAUGACGGAAUACACUCAGAAAUCGUUCAAGCUGGAUAAAGAGGUUCCCAUCACUUGCUCUACCUUUGCUGGUUACUUUUUGUCUCGCAAGGCAUGGGACAACGCCGACAAACUGGCGCACAAGGCCAUUCAAUAUACCGACGUCAACGCCAUUGCUAGUGAUGGGUGGUAUCUGCUGGCUAGAAAGGCUCACUAUGCUGGGGAUACGGAAAAGGCCAGCGACUAUUAUCGUCGUGCAGAUGAUGCUCGUGGAGGUGCAGAUACGGGCUACCUCCCGGCCAAGUUUGGUGUGGCUCAGCUGUCUGUGUUGAAGCAAGAUUUAGGCGAAGCUAAGCUUCGUCUGGAGAAGAUGAUUCAACAGUCCAAGAACCACGAGGCCAUGAUUCUGUUGGGAACGCUCUACGCAGAAGAGAUAUUUGCUAGCCAGAAGAGUGACAGUAAAGAGGACAAAUCUGCAGAGAUGAAGAAGGCCAUCACUCUCUUGGAAGGCGUUCGCAACGCGUGGAAGGACCCGAAGCGUACGAUUGCCCCCGACGCCUCUGUUCUCCUCAAUCUGGCUCGGUUAUAUGAACUGGAUCAACCUGAGAAGGCAUUGCAGUGUCUUCAGCAGGUUGAACAGCUUGAGAUGGACCAAAUUCCAGAGUCAGAGCGUCCCGUAGACACAGAAGACGAAGCAAAUGCACAAGCAGAAUUGAGGAAGCUUCUCCCUCCCCAGCUUCUGAACAAUAUUGGCUGCUUCCAUUCUCAAGCCGAGAAGCACGAGUUGGCCAGUGAGAUGUUCGAGGCCGCACUCAGCGCAUGCAUGCGAAUUGGCGAAAAGGAACCCAGCAUGGAUACGGAUGCUUUGGUUUCGUCAAUUAGCUUCAACCUCGGUAGGAGCUACGAAUCAAGGGGUUUGACGGACAAGGCAAUCGAGGUUUAUGACGGCCUGUUGGCUCGUCAUGACGACUACACCGACGCGCGUACUAGAUUGGCGUAUAUCAAACUGCGGAAGAACCCUAAUAAGGAAGGACCAGAUGCAGUCGCCAAGCUGUACCAGGAGAACACUAGUGACUUGGAAGUUCGAGCUCUAUAUGGUUGGUACCUUGGCAAGGUACAUUCCAGAAAACGGCCGGCAAACAUUGCAGAGGACCCUGAAUUUCGCCACUACAAGCACACAUUGCAAAAUUAUGACAAGCAUGAUCGGUAUGCUCUCAUUGGCAUGGGCAACUUAUACUUGCUGCAGGCCAGAGAGAUGCGUCGUGAGACGGAUUCAGAUAAGCAGAAGCGAAGCGUCAUCUAUGGCAAGGCCGUGGAGUUUUUCGAAAAGGCCCUUUCACUAGAUCCCAAGAAUGCCUAUGCGGCUCAAGGUGUGGCUAUUGCUCUGGUGGAAGACAAAAAGGACUACAAGACAGCCCUCGCAAUCUUCAAUAAGGUUCGAGAAACAGUGAGGGAGUCCCAUGUCUAUGUCAACCUGGGGCACGUCUUUGCGGAAUUAAGGCAAUACUCGAAGGCAAUUGAGCACUACGAAAUUGCUCUCACCAAGGAUGGCAAAACCAACGACCCGGUUAUCUUGUCUUGUCUGGGGCGUACGUGGCUGAAUAGAGGUCGCACGGAGAAGGACAUUGAUGCCUACAGUAAAGCCCUCGAGUGUGCCCAAAAGGCCCUGGAAGCCGCACCGGACCAAGUACAUUACAAAUUCAACGUGGCCUUUGUGCAAAUCCAGCUGGUUACCACGAUUCAAAACCUACCUGAGAAUAGAAGAAGCUCCGAGCAGCUAGAGACGGCCGCCGCGGGUCUCGAGGCCGCAAUCGAAUCCCUCGACACCAUUGCCACCCUUCCCCAAACUCCCUACCCCAAGCACGACAUCGAACAACGUGCAAACAUGGCACGUAACACCCUCCGCAAACAGCUCGAGCGAGCCAUUGCCAAGCAAAAGGAGUGGGAAGAGAAGAACAAAGAGAAGAUCCAAGCGGCCAAGGAGCAGCGUGAGGCCGAACUCAAGCGUCGCGAGCAACAACGCCAAUUGGUCCUCGAGAAGGAGCGCGAGCGUCAAGACAAGAUCCGCAAGGAACGAGAAGCCAUCGCCGCCCGAGACCGAGCCCUCGCCGAGCAACGUGCUGAAGAAGAGCGCCAAAAGGCAGAGGCGGAAUUGACCACCGACUCCGAGACAGGUGAAAAGGUCAAGCGGAAGCGUAAGCCCGCGCCGCGCGCAUCCGGCGAAGGAAAGACCAAGAAGACACCCAAGAAGAAGAAGGCGGACCGUGACGAGGACGACUCAGAAGAAGAGUCGCAUACCAAGAAACGACGACGUCUUACCAAGAAGGAGUCAUCUAAAUUCAAAUCUGCAGAGAUUGUUGUCGACAGUGAUGAAGAUGAUGACGACGACGACGCCUUGGAACGAGCGGAGCGAGACAUGGAGCGCGAAGGGACGCCCGCGUCGGAAGGAGAUGACGAUGCGGUUGAGAAGAUGGACGUUGAUGAGGAGGACCAGCCUGCUCAUAGUGGUGGCGAAGAUGAAGACGAUGCUGGUCCACGGUCUAAGCGUUCGAGAAGGGGACGGGUUGUGGAGGAAAGCGAGGAGGAGGAAGAGUAG